Nakaseomyces glabratus is the source of this 423-nucleotide messenger RNA. RefSeq names its product mitochondrial 54S ribosomal protein mL43 (gene MRPL51). Lineage: Eukaryota; Fungi; Ascomycota; Saccharomycetes; Saccharomycetales; Saccharomycetaceae. The record is from RefSeq and is a predicted model, not a curated record. Gene Ontology annotation, molecular function: structural constituent of ribosome. Gene Ontology annotation, cellular component: mitochondrial large ribosomal subunit. Gene Ontology annotation, biological process: mitochondrial translation.
AUGGUGGUCAAGGCUAUUGCUAGGAAUUCCAUUGCGCGGAACGGUGUAGGUGCGUUUGUGCAGCCCUGCAAGAAGGUGGUGCUGCAGUACUGCAACUGGGGCGGGUCCUCUGCCGGGAUGAGGGCGUUCCUGAGGUCGCGCAGGCUGGACAUGCUGGCUGCCAAAGAGCCGCACAUACAGUUCGAAGUGGUGAACAAGUCGGGCCACCCGCUGGUGCGGGCGCAGUACACCAACGGCAGGGAGAAGGUCAUUUGCGUGCGGAACCAGAAUAUAGACAACGUCGAGAACAAGAUCAAGCUGUUGAAGGACUGCAGCGGCGAGAUACUGCACAAGCGUGUCGCCGGCCACAACGUCGAGUCCCUCAACCAGAGCGUAAGAGGCAUAUGGUCGCCAAUGCACGCCGCAAGAAAGCACAAGGUGUGA